Fraxinus pennsylvanica is the source of this 1089-nucleotide messenger RNA. Lineage: Eukaryota; Viridiplantae; Streptophyta; Magnoliopsida; Lamiales; Oleaceae. The record is from the annotation of a GenBank genome assembly.
AUGUUCCUUUCGGCGUUACAUAAUAAUUUUGGCGUUCAUUCUUUGUCGAUCUUGUCUCUCCAUGAAACAACAAAUUCUCGUUGCCUUCCAAAUUUCCCGUUUCUAUCGACUGUGAAAUCUAAAUACACUGGAAAACGAUUGGUAUGCACUUCCAGUUCAAAGAAUUCUGAUCCAAAACCCGACAAGAAUCGUAGUCAGAGUCCUAGUUUGAAGCCAAAAGGAAGAGCUCAGCGGGAGAAAACUAAAGUUCCUCAAGACGAGGAUGAAAAUUCUGGACGGAAGUUCCCUACAUUGAUCCCUAAGAAGCCCAAGCGUGGUCGUCGGAGUGAAGCAGCUGCAGUUGAGGAUUUUGUGCGUGAUUCGCUUGGACGGACUUUCGAAUCAAUCCGGCAGCAGAAUUCGGAUAUUCUGAAAGAUAAAGUAAUGAAAGAUAAAGUUGACAAUGAUGUUGAUUCCAAUAGCAACAGUGAUGAUGAGGAUGAUGACAGGGACGAAGAGAAAGGUGAUGAUUCUAGCGGAAAUGAGAUGUUUGUAGAGGAGGAGAAUCCCAAUUGGCCUUUGGAUGCUGAUGUUGGGUGGGGGAUCAGAGCAUCAGAGUAUUUCGAGCAACAUCCUAUAAGAAAUGUCGUAGGUGAAGAUGGCACUGAUAUUGACUGGGAGGGAGAGAUGGAUGAUGGUUUAGUGAAGGAGAUCAAUUGUCUUGAGUGGGAGAGCUUUGCUUUCCAUCCUAGUCCACUAAUUGUUCUCGUUUUCGAAAGAUACAACAGGGCAAGCGAUAACUGGAAAGCUUUGAAAGAGCUAGAAAAAGCAGCAAAGGUGUACUGGGAAGCCAAGGAUCGACUACCUCCUCGGACCGUCAAGAUAGAUAUAAACAUCGAGAGAGAUUUGGCUUACGCUCUUAAAGUUAAAGAAUGCCCACAAAUUUUGUUCUUACGUGGAAACAGGAUAUUGUAUAGGGAGAAAGAAACAAGAACAGCAGACGAAUUGGUUAAGAUGAUUGCACAUUUUUUCUAUAAUGCGAAAAAACCUUCGUGCAUUAAAGACGAGGCUCUAUCAUCGCCAUUAAGUUCAAGAGAGGCAGCAUUGUGA